This is a messenger RNA of Ostrea edulis (European flat oyster), 598 nucleotides long. Its product is annotated as neuron-specific calcium-binding protein hippocalcin-like. NCBI's taxonomy places the organism in Eukaryota, Metazoa, Mollusca, Bivalvia, Ostreida, Ostreidae. Gene Ontology annotation, molecular function: calcium ion binding. The coding region runs from base 52 to 393 and encodes 113 amino acids. The record is from RefSeq and is a predicted model, not a curated record. The transcript is spliced from 4 exons.
AUUUAUGCAAUACUGAAUUUGAUAAGAGAUACCACUCACGAAUAGUUCAUUAUGUUUGAUACAUUUGUUCUUGGAUUGUGUCUGAUUGGUUCAGUGGUUUCUGUCACGACAAAGGGCAAUGUCCUUCUACCCUGUAAAUUUGGUGCUUACGACAUGAACAGCGACGGUGUCAUCAAAAGAGAAGAGUUUCUGGAGAGGACGGAAGGCUUCCCCAAAAUGCCUCCACAACAGAUAUUUAACCGUUUAGACACGAAUGGUGACGGUAAUAUAAUCUUCGCUGAAUUCCGAAGGAUGGCACCUGGCCUUCAGAAAAAUAAGAUAUUUGCUCACUGCGACGUUGGCGGUUGGUUGGUAUUUGCAUUGGGAAAUAAGAAAUUAAAAAGGGAUUGGUGAAGUCGAUUUCAUGAAACGAUGACAUAUCAAUACAUGUAUUGUAAAGUGGCUGUUUCUUUUCUUGUGUGAUUGUGCAAUUCUUCUUAAUUAGUAUUAAUCUCUCUUUGUCAUCUCUGAACUAAUGUAUUAUCACGUAACAAAAGACCAAAUAUACAAGAGGCACUGACAAUUUACCCAUUACUAUUUUAAUGAAAGGAGAAACGUU